GGACGGGACUCGCGGGCCGUGAGGAGCCGCCUGGAUACAGCUCCGAGCCCCCGCCGCGCCGGCAGCGGGGCCGGGGCCGGCGUGAGGGAGCCGCCAUCUUCCCGUGAGGGAGAGCGAGAGGUUUUAGGCAGACUGCAACAGACGCUCAGUGUUUAUUAAAUAAAUACAGGUGUCGAAUCUACAGCAAGCGCACGUGGGACGUUUCGCCUUAGGUUUAGCGUUACUUCUUAGCUGUUACUGCAAAAUAACACGCUGAGAACGGCUCGCUGGUGGACACCGCGUCAUUCUCCCAGAACAUUCUGAGUUGUGAGGGACCCACACCGAUGAUCAAAGUCCAGCUCCUGGCCCUGCACAGGACACCCCCAAGAAUCCCACUAUGUGCCUGAGAGCAUUGCCCAAAGGCUCCUUGAACUCCCUCAGGCUUGGGACCACGACCACUGUCCUGGGAGCCUGUUCAGUGCCCGACCACCCUCUUUAACCUUUUCCUUAUGUCCAACCUAAACCUCCCCUGACACAGCUUCACGCCAUUCCCUUGGGUAAGCCCGUUCUAGUGAGAAGCUGCGAUAACCUAAGCCUAAAACCUAACCUAACCCUAACCACUGCAGCUGAUAGCGGACGAGUAAAUAUUUUGCCCACAAGCAAAGUGACUUUUCAAUGUGGUCGUCGUUCACUCGCUGACAGGUUGCUCCAGCUGCCCGUCAGUGACUGGCUUCUCUUCCUUCUUGCAUUUAAUCCCGAAGAAACUGAAGAGUUUCAUUAGCAUUAGAUCAACAAUCUCCUCUUCUUCUGAAGCCUGAAAUAACAACAAGCAGCAAGUUACUCGGAUGCACAGACCAGAAGUGGAUUCAGUCGCAAGACAAAAUCUCUGCUUGAGUUGAAAUAAGCCAGCUUUCACUCCCAGCAAGGCAUGAGUGGCUGCCAAAGCAAAACUUGCCAAUAUUUUUAUCCAGACAAAAGCCUCAGAUGAGCAUGGGCACCACAGAAAUUUUGGCUCUGUCAAAGCUCAUGGAAAUCUUUCUACAGGAGCCUGGAGUUCACUUGCCAGCUCCUAUACAGCCAGUGGUAUGUACAAUGAGCCACCCACCGUUUCUAGAUGAAGCAAAUGAGAAAAACUGAAUAUCUCUUGUCUUCUACCAACCACAUCCUUUGUUUUCAUCUCUUUUGACUUUAUUUAAAACCUAGAGGAAUUCUGGGCAGUACUGGAGUACUAAGUUGGAUUUCACACCAUGUUAUCAAAAGCUUGAAUGGGUCAGGGACUCACAAUGAGAGUUUUAAAAGGAGCUGUAAAGUCCUCAUGCACUUCAGCAGCAGUUUUGGCACUGAUUUCAAAAUAGCUCAGGACAAGCCUAAGCACAACUUUUUGCUGGGUUUAGUAUGUGAAGAGAAGGCUACAAAUCAGAUCUCGUACUGCAUCUGAACAGCAAGUCGUCUGGCCAGGAGAAGACAGCAUCAAUCUGGAAAAUCUGAAGUGUGCUUUCUCAGCAAAUGUUGACUUCUUAAGAGUUGGGUUGAAUUUACAUGGUUUUCAUCCAUGGCUGAAUACAUAAAUCAUGAGUAAGCACUGAACAAUAAAUAUUAAAAACAGGAGAGUUUAGAUGAACACACCUGGUAGUGCUUCUGCUCCUCACUAAAAGCAACCAGAAUCACCGAAAUGAACAGAUUCAGUACCACAAAUGUCAUAAAAAUGAUGCAGGAUCCAAUUAAGAAGGAGCCUAAAAUUGGAUUGUAGUCCAAGACCUGUAUAAUUCGUAAGCUCCAUCACUCUCAUGAUGGGACAGCAGGCUGGCUCAUGGAACUGAUCUGAUCACUUAUUUUACCUGGUGUUUGAAUGAAGAAACAGGUUUCACUCUAACUGGACUUCCAAAACAUGCCAAAGACAAGAUCAGACCCAAAAAGGCAAUUCCUGUAAGAGUGGGUAUCAGACUGGACACAGAACACAGGCCUUGCAGCACUUCCUCGUGGGAUGAAUUGGCUCAGCCUGCUCUUCCACUGGAGACCUAACCCAGCACAUUUGUUUCACUGGCUCAGCAGCUGAUCUAAUAAACCAUGUGUUCACACAACCACAAGACCCAGUGGAAAGGGGGAUAAUAUGCAAUUGGGAAGUGAAGCAGGCAAUUAAAAACAUCUUACUAUAGAUCUGAAGAUACAGCAACAAAAGACAGAGGCUUCUCAGCAGAUAUCUACAGAGGGACUGAUUGCAUUUUCUACCAUGUUAAGAAAGCAUCACGGGCUGAUACAGAUUUAAAGAUGUGAUUCUAAAACCACCUACCGUCAGUAGUUUCAUUCUGCAAGGAGUUUGAGAUCAGUCCUAUCCACCACUCCUGAUCCUCAGCAAUAUGUUUUUGCAAAAACUCUUGAGUUUCCUCAUUUUGAAUAAAGACAAGGUGCCCUCCUCCUCUCUCACACCAGCUCUGGGCACUUGUGAAGGUUUGCUGGAGUCUCACAAACUCGUAGCAGGAACGGUUGAAAGCUUGCUGGUACUUUGAGCAGGGGAUUCCUUCAUCAUCAGUUGCUUCCUCCCCAGCCAAGCAUCCAGCAAGAGAAACCAGAACUGCAAUCCCCAACCACAUUCCCAGCUCAGUGCCCUGUGUGGCACUCGUCCUGCUUACCACAUCACCACUCCUUUUGCUGCCUUCUUCAAAAACUUGAGAUGUCAUCCCUGUCACGUCAUCAGCGUUCCUCCCCUUUGCUGCUUCCCACAGCAGCAGCAACAGAGCAUGGAACAGGUUGCUUGCAAUAUUUAAUGGUGAUUGUGUCUGAGGAGACACACAACAGGUGCUGGUGUUAAGCCACUGCAAGAGCCUCGUGAGGCCCAUUGUGCAAAUGUCACAUCCCAGGCGGGAUCAGUUUGAAGGGAACACAUUAAAGCAUUGCUUUCCUCAUGAGCAGACAGGAUAAAGUUGAUAUAUGCUGCUGUUGGACACGUGGGGAAGUGAGAUAAAGCUCCUCUAUCAAAGGCAUCAUUGUGCAAAUGUUAAAGCUGGAGGUCUUUAUAACAACAACAAAGAGAUACAAUAAUAGGAAUGAGAGGAGAAUGAGGAAAGUGAGCAAAGCAAGGAGUUAUGAGAUGAGAAAACACAUACUGCUCCUCUAGAUACAAUUUAAAAAAUUUAAAACUAUUUAAUGGGUUUGCAUUGCUUUAUUUUUAACAAUUGUUGUUUGAGGUGCUUCUUUUGGAUGCUAAUGCAAUGUCUAUCAUUAUUGAAUCGUAUUCAUCCUGCCCACCUGUUUACACAUAUGCAGGUUAAUCUCAGCUGUUCCAAGAAAGUUUCAUUUUGAACUGUUGUGUCUUAGAAUUCCACACCCCAAGUGAAAUCCUCCUGUCAUCCCUUAAAAGCUAAGUUGCUCAACUUCAUAGAGCUACAGUAUUUAUACCUGCUGGGAGGUAGAGGAGAAGGCCUGAAGUUAAAAUAAUGCUUUAGAAAAGAUGAAAAUAUUGCCUUAAUCAUCAGAACUACUUGGGAGCCCUAUGUGCACAUUCCAAAGGCUGCUGAUGGACUUCAGGAAGCAAGCCCAGCAACAUUUGGGAGCUGAAAUCCCUAAGUGCACCUCAGCUUCCUUAUGAAAGAUACCCAUCAGGUUUACAAAGCCUCAGUAGAAACACAGCACAAAGCAGGAUCUGUAGCUAUCGUGAUCCUCCUGCCCUUGGCAUUAACUCCAUUGGAUUUGAUGCCAUUAUUACUAAUUUAUGGCACCAUAACCCAAAACUGAAAGAACAUGCACUUAUAUUUAGCCAUGGAUCAGUGAGCCAGUUGCUGCAUCCCAGAGGUGCAGGAAUCUGAGAUGUUGGAUGGAUUCCUGCAUUGCAGAAAUGCCUCCUGCGUUGUUGCACCGGGGAGCUGAAGGCAAUGCCCACACCUGCACCGUGCCAGUGCAGCCCCAGCUCUAAAGCUUCCUGCCAAAGUCAAGUAUGUGCACUGCAUCCAGUCAAACAUCUAAGAGUGAUCUUCAAUCCCAAGACCUUUCUGGACCUCCAGUUCGUGGCUGUCUUGCUCAGCUGGAUAAAGCAGGACUAUGAAGAGGGUUUUCAAGAUAAAGUUCACGGGGAAGUGUUUAAUGGGUAGGACAAUUGUGAGGGAUGAGAGGAAAGGGGAAGAAAAUGCACUAUGAUGCCUCCAUAGACACUGUUCUGGAUGUUUUCUUUCUCACCACACCUGCGAAUCAAGACUUCAGCUAUGGAACCACUGGAGCAGAUCCCACAUGAAUUUAUGACUGCUUAAUAGGGAGAGCUUAUGGAGCAGCUGAGAUGUGACUAUUCCAACUGGGUUUCCCUGCUCAGGAGAAGGCCAACCCAUAUUUUAAUUAUCUGAUGGAUCUGGCCUAGACACCCAUCCCCUUACUGGAAGAGACCAUGUAACUAUGAUUAUCAGCUAGUUCUGUUGGGAAUGUCUACAAUUUAGGAAUCCCUUUUGGGCCACAUACAAAACUUCCCAGGCAUCAGUUUGGGAACCCCCAACCCCACCGUUUUACAUCCAAGCUGCUGCAGCAGGCAGAGCUGGGGGCACCUGCUGUUCAGUCCAUUGGCCACUGUAUAUUUGCAUGACAUUUUCUUCAGAGUCUUUGCUUCUUCUGGGGCCCUGCUGACUUGCCAGGCUCUGCAGAAGCUGGCAGCCAGCCCCUACUUUGGCCUUCAAGAUAUGAGAAACACAGCCCAUUCCUGCAAGCACGGGUGUGAUGGAGGAGACUCAAACAUAUCAGGCUUAGUGACACAGCCUGUGCAUUCCCAGUGGGUGCCUUUGGCUCACUUUUGUGAGGAAAGUGUUCUGUAGCAUCAUCCAGCUCUCCCUCUGCAACUGGAAGUUUGACUACAUGGACAUACUGCUAAAAAUGCCAGAGCUGGGGGUGCCACAGGCUGUCCUCUGGGAAUCUGCUCCAAAGCCAUUGAAAUUAAUGGAAGUCUUGUCUCUGGCUUCAACGGAUUUUGAAACAGGCCCUAAAAAAGAACAAAUAAUGUUUGGAAAUGUCUACAAAUAAAGCCAAGCUCUCCAAGUGAGUCUACUGUUGGCAAUUUCUAUAGCAAUGUGCAUUUUUUUCCUAAUCUACGGUUGCUAUAAGUAACUCUUCAGCUGCCUGUAGCAGAUGGAGAGUGGAAGAAAGACAAUUUCCCUCCUUUUGCAGUUUGUUGACUUCAUAUAUUUUUGUGCCAGUAGAGCAGUCUGUCAGUUUAUUCUGUUUACCACAAGAAAGAGAGAAGCAUUUACAUGAAAAGAAAAUACCACUUUUAGGCAUGAAAAUUAGGGUGUUCGGGAGGAGAGAAAAUUCUGAAAGCCUUUUCACUCAUAAGUGAAAAAUGACUGGAUGUCAAGUAGACAGUGCUCCUUGAACUUACCUUCUUGUGGGAAACCUGCCUUUUGCAUUCUUCCUCAACAGAAAGACUUUCUUUUUUAAAUAGUUUUCUCAAUAUCUUCACACCCUCACUCCAAGCUGCGAUAAAGCUUUGAAUGGCUCCUUUGUUUGUGAGCUCUCUUGAGUCUGUUGGAAUAAGACUUUCAUUUUUUCUCAGAAGUGUUUUAGGGGGCCCUGCAGAUCUCUUACACAGCCCUAACUUGCCCUCAGGAGUUGCACCAGAUGGUGGCCAUCGAGGGAAAGUUUCUUCAGAAAGGCAUUGUGCUAUAUAAAACAUCACAAUUGACAAUGAUGAAUUAUUUACUCCUGGUUUUCAAAUGGAUCCUUUGAGGUUUAUUAACUUUUUGUUGUUUUUUUAAGUAGAAGCUGUCGAGGUGAAAGAAAUCUGAAGCAUAUUUUAUUUGCAAUGCUGUAAAAGUUAUUAGGUGUUAAAAAAAAUUGGUGGCCUACACUGAAAUUCUCUAAAGGAGCCUUCUAGCUGCUGUUCAAUGCUCCUGAAACUGAGCCCCGUAAAACCAGCUCCGUUUUGAUGUCCCAAUCUCAAAGUACUCCUAAUCCCUGAUUUAUUUCUUUUUAAUCUAAGUUUAUAUAUAUAACUUACAUGGCAUUUGGAAAGUUUAACUGUAUAAGCCGAAAUUCUUAGGACCCAGGAGAUGAGCACACACAACACUUAUCUAACACGUGUAGGUGCAGUAGGAUUACCUUGACACCUCCUCAAAUCAGCCUUUCGUGCCCCAAAUGAGGCAUCAAGCCUAAUUGCAACUUUUCAAAAGUACAAGCCUGAAUUCUUGUUCAACACAACCAAUAGCUCCAUAAUUCAGGGCACCCUGAAUCCAGCUGCACAUUUCUCCGUGACGACUGAAGCUGUCAGGACAACGCGUCUCGCUCAUAAGACCUUUCUGUGUCUGAACUUCGGUGCCCCAGACCUGAGGAAAAAUCAGUUCCAGAGUUUCACUGGGCUAGCAGAGAGCUGGGUGUGCAGACAAGGGGGACAGGUAAGGUGCCCCCACUGGCUCCAGGGUGGUCCUGUUCUGUACCCUAGUGCAGAUUAUCUGCACCAUGACAGCCUGAGAACCUCCCGUGAUUCCAAAGGGCACUGCAGCGCUGCAGAAGAGCUCCACAGCCCAUAGUAGAGGCCAGAAAGUACUAGACUGAAGAAUUAAGGAAGUGAAGAGCUGCCAGUGGGAAGGAAAAAAUCACACCCCCAUCCAUUUUGGCUGUUGUUCAUUUGCCUUGAGGAAGAGCAAGUAAAUUUACUCUCUAUAAGUGGAUAUUACCAUCUUUACAUUCCUGAGUAUUACUGAAUGUAAUGUAUAGAUUUUAUCAGGAAUAGAAAUAGAUCUUUGUUCUAUUAAUUGAAUAAACAUAAGAAUGGAAACCUGAUUUACAUUUCUUUGGCUUUAAGGUAGAAAAAAGACUAUUUUCAGGUAUAUCAUUAAGUUAAAAUCAUGAGUAGUCCAUUUUACUGUGUCACAUAAAGUUCUUCAGUGUGAAGAACGUUAUUACCUGAAUAGGUAAUAACUGAGACCUGAGCAGACUGUCCAGAAAGGGAUGGAGAAAAGCCCCUAGGUACACCUACACCUUCUCUCUCCUCAACUGGCUUUAAAAAUGCCCAUCUGCCAAUUAGUUUGAGAAGGUGGGUCACAAUCCCCCUUCCUUCCUUGCUGCUCUCCUGUGCUGCUUGUCCUGAUGGGGAGAUCUGGCUAUUUGCUCACCGAAAAGGGUUUGGCCUUGUUGUUGCUUCCACUGUUUAAUUUUCCAUGAGGCAACACACUGAACUUACCAGUGAGCCAUGCCAAGUUGCAAUUUUGAUGGUAUCUUGUUUAUAAAAACAGGGAAAACAAUUCUUAUCUCAUAUAGGGCACAAUAAUUAAAUUAGACGCUCAUGCCUGGCAGGAUGGGGUCAGGAUGAAGAUAAGCAGGAUUACAUUCAGGAGCUGUUGGGUUGGACAUAAUUUCUGUUUAUAGGAUGUGUAUGGUUACCUUCUGGCACAAACAUCCCCUGGAUAAGUCUCUGAGGAUCUUUUCCUUUGGAAGCAUCUAAUACUGCCGUUGGUCUGUAACUGGACUUUCCUCACCUGCCAUACAGCUGAUGCCUCAAUACCUGCCUCUUUCCCAGCCCAUUUGUUAUUGCUUUCCACAGCAGAACUUUGACUAGUAGGAAAAGAGGGCUAAGUGUGCCCUGGAGUGAGCUGGAGUUAUUGAUGGCCAAGGUUAGCCUUGAGUUCAGCAGAAAGGAGCAGAACUACGUGAAGAACCUGAUGACACCUCCUGUGUCCUUGUGAUCAUGUUUGACUAAGUGGCACAAAUUACAUGUGCCAUUGCCUUAAUAUCUUAAUUAGAGAACUGUUCAAAUCAUUAAAGGUGCCCUCUUUGAGUAAAACAUUAACUGCUGGAUACAAAUAGACUGAACUUUGCCUAGCACACACAGAGACACAAAAACAAUUUGCUUGGAUCUGAGUUUUCUGGCAUCACAACUUUCACUGGUGUCAUCUGCCAACUCUCCAUAUUUCUGUAGAUUGGAAAUCUCCCUUUUCCAUAAGAUUUGUAAGCCAUUCCAGCUUCCACCUCUUCAUUUAAUUUUGUUUCACAUUUUUCUUCUGCUUGUUGUGAGCUAUUUCUGAGCUUACAGGACAUGAAACCAGAAAGAAAAAAGCUGUAUUUCAAGGAUUCAUUAAUAAUAUCUCUUAUCAGCAGACAUCCAACACCUUAGAAAAAAGAUGAGCUUCACAAUCCCCAUAAUGAGAAGACUGGAGGUCCAGCAGCUUCACCAUUUUUGUGUUAAGCCCUCUACACUCAGCUGCCACCUGACUAAAACCAGAAAGAAGCUCUUUAGAGUUUUAAUUUAUGUUCCCCUGAAGUUGUACAGGAGGCCACAAGGUAGGACAGUGUGUAGCAACAUUAAUUCUGUCCCACACACACGCCUGUGACCCCAUUUCUACACCUUCAGCCCUGGAAGUGAAUGCCAACCUUCACGUUGUCAUUCUGCCCACUUGAGAACACGCGACUGAACUGUAUAAUAUCACAUAUUAAAUCAUGUAAAUCGUCUUGGGAUGUUGAAAGGUGUAGAUAAGGUUACAGAAGCCUUACAGUGAGGAAGUUUAUGUGGCUGUUUAUUUGUUUUACUCUCUAGUGUUUAAGUAUUUGGGCAUUAUGAUCACUGGGCAGGCUCAGCUUGGUUGAAAUCUAGUGUGAGUAGGCCAGUAGUUCUGUGCCUAAGCACCUAAAGAGUUUUUACACUAAGUUACAUUAUACUUUUAUUUUAAUGAACAAAUCAGUAUUGUGGUGAUAUGUAUUAAAAUUAUGACUAUAUAAAAGAAAAUAAUAUUUUUAUCAAAGAAAUUGUGAAAUCUCACAAAAAUCUCCCCCCCAAAAAAAAUUAAAAAUCUCAUCGAGGACAUUAAAAUCUCACAAAAAUAGUUAUUUUGGUCCAAACAAUACUGAUCAAAAUAGUGUAUGAUAAAAACUGUUUUGAUCCAAAUACAGUCUGGUUGAAAUAAUAUAUGGAAACUAUUGUUAUUUAAAUUUGAACAAACUAUAUUAGUAAUUCGUGUUUGCAAUUGUAUUGGGACAGUGCAAGAGACACAUUCCUAAAUAAUCUGGUGGUAGUUUUGUGAAAUGAGAUCAUGUCAAUAAAACAAUAUUUAACAAAGAUAAGAGCUUGUGUCUCCAGCAGAUGAGAUAGCAAUCAGUGUGAUUUCAGCAAGAACAACUCCUGAGUUCAUAUCAGGUUUGCUGUUGGAAUUUUAUUUGGUAGUAGGAGAUAACAGUUGCAGUUGAAAGUUCUUAGCAGCGCUGAAAGUCGUAUUCGUCAAGUCAAUUUGACCUUUGUUAAUGGGCUUUAAUUAGAACUCAGACUUUACAAGCAGAAGAUUAAAAUAAAUUAAGUACUAUAGAGAUAAGGAAUUAUAUUGGUGUCUGAGUGAUUUUUAAGGUAAUGAUUUGCUUCUUGUUAAGUGAACCAAAAGUACGAAGGUGGCAGGCAGCAGUGACAUCGUUGUACCAGAAAUGUGGUUGACCAGCUUUGCUGUCCUUGGGAAGUACCACCAGACUCGUGCUGGGCAGGGUAAUUCUUUGCUCCAAAAAUGUCUUCAUGGCACUUUUAAAAGUUCGGGAGAGAAGCUCAAGGCACUCAGAGACUGGAGGGAAGUGAAAGUGAGAGAGAAGUGAAGAGGAAAGAGCUUGUAGCCUUCACCGCAGUUGUUUAGAGCAGAAAGAAACACAGUGAAGCAAACCCGCCCACGGUGGGGAGCUGAUGACUUCAAAAAUGUUGCCAUGAGGGGUGAAUAGAGAGAGGAAACUGGAGAGAUAGGCUAGAUUUGGUUGGGGGAAGUUUUAUAGUCAAAGGGGUUUGCAACAAGAAGAAACAUUGUGAAAUAAUAAAAUUAGACAAGUCACCUGAUCCACAUCUGCUGGUGAUAAUUACAUAUAAUUGUAAAUCAGUGCUUUGAUAUUUCUCCAUUUCAGUGUAGAAAGGGGGAAAUGACACAGUUGGCAAGAAAAUUCUUCUCUCCAUACCUUACUAAACUGCUUAUUUGUCAUUUGUGUGAGGAAAACAACAACAACAAAAGUGUUUUGUUGGUAAAUGAAGUAUCUUUUACUAACAAGCAGGAAAAAUGAGAUCUGCAAAGCUUCCUUAUUUAAGUUGUACAAAAUAUGAGACAACACUUUCAGGCAUAGACAUUUGAAAUUAGCUACCAAACACAUUUAGAUUGAUUUCAGAAGUUGUUGAAUAUCUAUAGCUCCUUGUUCUUCCACCCAAACAUUUAACAGGUUUCCAACUAUCUCAUCUUGGCUGACCUUUAAACUACAUGAACAGUCAUGGUGGAGAAGGCAAAAGAGGUUUGACUUAAUCUUUUUAUUUCUUACUUGCUCUAUGGAAAUCUUAAUACCACUACAGAUAAGACAACUCACAGGUCAGAUAAUGAAAACUGCAGCAUUAAGAGCUGCACACAGCAAUGGAUGAGGAUAAUGAACACAUUAAAGCAAACCAGAACAUCGUGGACAGAGAAAAUGUCCUCAUGGCUUAGGGAAAGCAGAGUUGGGCAGCUCUGGUUUUUUGCCAGAUCCUUUUCAGUCUCUAACACUGCUGAAAAAUCCCUUACUUGACUUUGUGUAUAAAGUAAGUCAACAUCUCAAUGCACACACACUCUUUCUCUCACACAUAUGCAAAUCCACACUUGCACAUAUAUAGUGUACAUGUGCAUUUAUGUGUAUGUAUCUGCAUAUGUGGAUUUUAGUGCUCUUCCUCUCCUACAGCCUUCUGGUUCAUUCCUGCUGUUUAUUAAUAUUCCUAAUUCCAACAAGGUCUUAUAUUUUCUUUUUUAAUCUUGUUCCUUAUUUUGGUAUCUCCUGCUCCUUCAGUGCUUUCCGAAGAUGGACCAAGACGUUGUCCUGGUGAUCCCCUGGAGUGAAGAUCAGCCAUUGGACAGGCAGUGGGUUAGGAGAACAAUAUAUAAUGAGUGUAUCAGAGCAGUCUGUGGCACAAAUUGUGUUUUGAAUAAAAUAAAUAUGUAUAUUUCUAAGAGCUCAGUCAGCUUUAAGAAGUGAUGUUAAAACAUUUUGGGAACAAUGGUGAUUUAGCUGACAAAAUCAGAUUUUAGGGUAACCCCAUAGGAAAUUGCAUAAUAUAUAAUUGUGCAAAGAAUCUCUUUAUCCUUCAUGGUCAAUGGAGCCUAUGAUUUGCUCUGCAAUCACAUGCUUUAUAUUGAAAUAAUUCUCUUCCCAGAGGAUUUUAAAAUUAACAACAUUGGACUCAGUUAAGUACCUUAUCUAGAAACAAAAGCAUGAAGUUAAAAAUCUGCCUUAAUUUAAAUGAAUCCUGCCAUACUUUCAGAGUGGUUUCAGGUCACACAUGGAUGAAUAUGGUAGAGUGACUAUUUGUGGAGAGAUAUUUAAUUCAAAGAUGUGCCACUCAGUUGACUCUGGAGCAGCUUGCAUGUUAAGAAAUACAUCCCGUGACUGUCCAGCGAUGAUAAUUUGUUAACUCAUAGAGUAGCCCAGCUAAAAUCCACAAAAUGAAAGGAAAGGAUGAUCCCCUGCUGUGAAGUGUUUGUCACUCCCAAAGAUCCCAAACCAGAACAGUGGGGAGAUGUUUUUCUUUUCCUCUCCCUGCCUGCCGAACAGGACAAGCAUGCCUCAGCAGCGUCCAUCAUUGCCCUGGAAAGCCGCAGGGAUGUUUUAUCCACCCUGCCCGUGCCCCGGCUCUGCCUCAGCCCCAUUCCCGGGAGCAAACAGGCGAGUUACGUUUUUCUCGCUUGCCCCUUUGAACCGGUCAAAGAGUUAAUUUUCAUGCGAACGUGCAACAAUUACGGUGUGUGUGCAGGGGAUUAAAGAUCAGCUAUUAUAAAUUGGCAAUCUAUAAGCCACCGGCCCGGGUUGCACUUUGACCUUAUCUUUAUAUGCAACAGGAAAAAGCUGUUCUGAGCCCAGACAGAGGGGGAAGCACGGCGGCUGCCGGAGCGCCGGGCACGGCAGGGACAGAGAAUGUCAUCAGCCAUGGAAGCACUGUACAGCGGGAAUAAAGACGAACACCCAGAGCCCAUAAAGGCCGAGGUGCGGGGUCAGCUGCCCACUUGGUUGCAAGGGAUCCUUCUCCGGAAUGGCCCAGGGAUGCACACCAUAGGGGACAGCAAGUACAACCACUGGUUUGAUGGCUUGGCUCUGCUGCACAGCUUUACAUUUAAAAAUGGUGAAGUUUACUACAGAAGUAAGUACCUCCGAAGUGACACGUACAACUGCAACGUGGAAGCAAACAGAAUCGUGGUGUCUGAGUUUGGCACUAUGGCUUAUCCAGAUCCCUGUAAAAACAUAUUUGCCAAGGCAUUCUGCUAUUUGUCUCACACCAUUCCUGAGUUCACAGACAACUGCCUGAUCAACAUUCUGAAAGCUGGGGAUGAUUUUUAUGCUACCAGCGAGACCAACUUCAUCAGGAAAAUUAAUCCGCAGACUCUGGAGACGUUGGACAAGGUUGACUACAACAAAUACGUAGCUGUAAAUGUGACAACUUCUCACCCACACUAUGACAGUGCUGGAAAUGUUUUCAACAUGGGCACUUCAAUAGUUGAUAAAGGGAGGACAAAAUACGUCCUAUUUAAGAUUCCUUCCUCUGUGCCAGAACAAGAAAAGAAGAAAUCUUGUUUCAAACACCUGGAAGUGGUUUGCUCCAUCCCUUCUCGCUCUCUGCUCCACCCCAGCUACUACCACAGCUUUGGACUCACAGAAAAUUAUAUCAUCUUCGUAGAGCAGCCCUUCAGGCUGGAUAUUGUCAAAAUGGCAACUGCUUACAUCCGAGGGGUGACCUGGGCUUCCUGCCUUGCCUUCAAUAAGGAUGACAAGACUUGGUUUCACUUUGUAGACAGGAAGACUAAAAAAGAAGUGUCCACCAAGUUUUAUACUGAUGCCAUGGUGUUUUUCCACCAUGUAAAUGCUUAUGAAGAGGAUGGCCACAUUAUUUUUGAUAUUAUUUCCUAUACAGACAAUAGCUUAUAUGACAUGUUCUAUUUAAAAAACUUGAAUAAAGACUUUGAAGAGAACACCAAGCUCACCGCCAUCCCGACCUGCAAACGAUUUGUCGUUCCUCUGCAGUUUGACAAGGACGCUGGAGUAGGUUCUAAUUUAGUCACACUUCCCUCUACUGCAACUGCUGUAAAGGAGAAAGAUGGGAUCUACUGCCAACCUGAAAUACUGUGUGAAGGGAUAGAACUGCCUCGCAUCAACUAUGACUAUAAUGGCAAAAAACACAAGUAUGUCUUUGCAACGGAAUUGCAGUGGAGUCCAAUUCCUACAAAGAUUGCAAAAUUAAAUACCCAGACAAAGGAAAUGCUCCACUGGGGAGGGGAGGACUGCUGGCCAUCAGAGCCCAUCUUUGUUCCCAGCCCUGAUGCAAGAGAAGAGGAUGACGGUGUUGUUCUGACCUGUGUUGUGAGGACUGAUCCAGAGAAAGCACCCUUCCUACUUGUCUUGGAUGCUAAAACAUUCACAGAAUUGGGACGAGCCACAGUAGAUGUAAAAAUGCAUCUGGACCUGCAUGGAAUGUUUAUACCAGAGCAAGAUUUGAAGACUGAGACUGAAUAAAAUGCUGUUUGUCUUAUUGCACAGACCAAGACAACCUUCUACUGAAUGGGGGAUAAUAUCCUUCAGAAACAACCUUCUCUUAUGACAAGAAAUGACUAAUUAUAAUCUCUUCAAUAUCUAUAUAUAAUCUCUUAUAAGAGAUAGCAAUGACUUUUGUUACAAAUUCUUAUAUGCACAACUGGUCUAUCACUAUUCCAAAAGAAGAAUUAUGAGUAUGAAGUGCUAAUGUUUUAUACAACUCACGGGGCAGGGAAUAGGAGACAAAGGUAGCAAGAAAUGUUUUAUUUGAGCAGGCUCAAGCUUUGUGAGGCAAUGAAGGACUGUAUUUAUAGGGUGACGCAUGGCAUGAGUCACAGAUGGCUGCAGGUCAUGGAACUUCAUGGACUGUUGCAAGACUCAGCUGACAAUGAAAGUUGUCUCCUGCCAGAAGAACCUCAUGUUAAACUAUCUACUAUAUUAAUAAUUCAUGACAGUGUAUUCUCUUGGUGCUUGAUUUCUUAAAUUCCACCAUAACCAAAGUAUUACGUUGAGGUGCUACAUUUUUCUUAUCCAGAAUCCACAAUACUGCAGCUUUGCUAGUCCUUUCAUGGGGUAUUUCUCACUUUUAUGUUGACAAAACCAAGUAACUUUAUUGAAAUAGAGUAUAUAUUUUUAUGUAUCAUUCAAUUAUACUUUAGUGAUACUCAGUCUUAAGCACUUUGUAUUUAAAUCAGUUUUCCCUGAGGACAAUAUCUGACGUUUCAUGUAACUAGAUGAUUACCUUGUGUAAAAGAUAAAAAAGAAUUGCAGUAUUUAUUAAUAUUGCUACUCGUGUCUGUUAAUAACAGUAUGUAUGUGAAUGAGGGCAGUGUAUUUCUAGCAGAACUCAAGACACAGGAACAACAAACUGUUUAGGGAAAGAGUGAAAGAUCUAAUCUAGGUCUCCUCUGAACCACACAGAAGCUGAAACUAUAUACAAGCUGUUGUUGCCAGAGCUGAGCAUUUGCUUUAUGUCUGCUUAGGAGCAUCCAUAUUCUCACAUGGCUUUAUCAUUGCCUGUACCUGAUGCUUCCUAAUAAAAGUGCCCAACUCUCACUAACAGGCACAAUUAAAAAGUACAUUUCAACAUCAAGUUCAUAAAGUGCCAAGUACAGUGGGACUGGUUUUUGUUACAGGAAUGGCAUUUCCUAAUCCCCUGAGUGUAUUUCUGUUUCCCUGUUCAGGGCAUUGAUUUUUCUUUAAAUGAGAGCUUUUUUGCUUUGAAUUGUAUUUUCCUGUUGUACAUACAUUUACUGUUGGAGGCAUCUGUACUGACAGAGAAAACCAGGUGUACAUCCAUCCAUUUAGGUGUUCAUCUGGUCUGUCCAUAUCACCACACUGCUCAGGUAUCUCUCACUUUUGUACACACAUUCUCACAGUGUCUGUGCUGCUCAUGCUGUUUUACAGGUAGGAAGCAGAAUGAAAUCGUGGUCAUUUACUAUCUCCCCAUCACAUGAGAAUCUGGGCCUUGGUGACUUGUUCAUGGUUACCUAAGAUGUUUAGAGCAGAGCAGGAACUGCACCAACAUCAGCCACGGUUCCUGUCUGCUCUGUAACAACUAGGACUCAGUUUCUCUGCUUAAGUCUUUGCACUUUAUAGGUAUAAAGAAUAUACAGGCUAUUUUUAAUGUUUUAAAAAAAAAAGUCCCUGUGGUCAGGUUUAGUUAAAAUAUGCAGUUUUGGGCAUUCAGAGGUUUACAUGUUCCACAGAAUGGAAAUAAAUACUUCAGUAAGGUGUGUCUGCAGAAAUAGUCACCUCUAGUGUUUCCAAGGCAUGUUAACACUAGUAUCUAAGAGAAGUUUAUCUUCUAUAGAAGAAAUUGAAUUCCAUUUUUGUAUGUAAUAUGGAACUGGUAGGGAAGGAAAGAUUAGUGAUAUUGGCAAAAGACACCAGCUCUGGAGUUGUUCCUUUUGAUCUGGAAAAAUUUGGAUUUAACAAGUGCCCACAAAUAUUUCUAAAACUCUAAGAUGGCAAUGAAUCAAAAGUCUAACCAUUAUUAUAGAUUGUAUUUUAAGAUUUUUUUCUUCAGAAUUUCUUCUGUAGAAUUCAUGGGGUUAUGGUUUUGGAUGAUCAUGAGUUUGGACACAGGAGUUAAUUGACUUCUGAGGAACUAAUUCUUACUGGUAGAGAUGACACGAUAGGGGAACACUCACCAUAAAAGCAACCUGUAGUCUAAGAAAGUAAACCUGUUAUUUACAUUCAUGCAGAAAUAAUGUAGAAAAUAAAUUGUAAGAUCUUGUCUUGGGUAUGAUUUUUUAAACAAAAUGGGCCACAUUCCCUUGGUCAGUAUUACACAGGACUUGACUAGCAUCAAGUCUGUAGCCAACCUGAAGAGAAAAACAGUGAUGUAAAUCUGGAUUUGCCAAUCCCAGUAUCCUCCUGCGGCAGAGACAAGAGGGAUAAAACCACGUGGCUAAUCACAAAUUUGUUCAAGAAUGUUUUUAGUGGUUGCAAUACUAAUCUGAUGAAACAUUUACCCUGAAUAUGGUAACACACCAUAUCAUUUCCAGGCUGACAGCAGCACAGGGAAUGUAGAUAUGCUUUGCCAAGUGGCUGCAUGGCUUGUGGGUUUUUUUGAUGUGGCAACAUGGCACGUGGUAAUGAGUGUCAUUUGGUUUGCUGCUGACAAACUGUGAAAUCUCAAGGGCAGAAAGGUUUGAGUCUUCUUUUGCAGAAAUUUAAGCCAUAAAUUAGCCCAGUAAAGCUCACGGAGUUAUUGGAAUGGCUUAAAACAAAUCUAGAUUGAGUGACUGCAAAUAAAACUAGUAAGGAUAGGUAUCUCAACUGAAAAAAGUAUAUACUAGAGUGAUAGAAUCAGGCCAUGGGUAUGAAUCAUAUCAUUACUUCAGAGCUGUUACAAGUGGACCUUGGUAGAGUGGUUUGGUUUGUUGUUGUUUUGGUUUUGUUUUUUCUACCAAGACUUUCAUUAAAUCGAACAAAUAACAAGGUAUAAUAAAUAAUUUGUUCUCUAAAA
Messenger RNA from Pipra filicauda (Wire-tailed manakin), 16414 nucleotides. It is a transcript of the gene BCO1, whose product is annotated as beta-carotene oxygenase 1. The record is from RefSeq and is a predicted model, not a curated record. Gene Ontology annotation, biological process: carotene catabolic process; retinal metabolic process. Gene Ontology annotation, molecular function: beta-carotene 15,15'-dioxygenase activity; carotenoid dioxygenase activity. NCBI's taxonomy places the organism in Eukaryota, Metazoa, Chordata, Aves, Passeriformes, Pipridae. The coding region runs from base 11833 to 13422 and encodes 529 amino acids. The transcript has 14 exons.